UGACUGUUGAGUGAACAUAAAAAUUGCAGUGAAAUUACUUACGUCUAUAAUUUUGUUUUUCGUUUUGUGUUUAGUUUAAAGUCUUCACAACUACUCAAGUAUUAGCUGAGUAAACAGCGUGUUAUUUAUGAUAAAAGGACGCGUGAAUAAGUACUUCACUUUGAUAGACUCAAAAAUUAUAUUACUUAAUAAUUUUAACUAUGGAAGUAUCGAAUGAAAUAAAAGAAGAUAUUCGACGAACGCAAACACUGCUAAAAAAUGCCAUUCAAGUACAUCAGAUCUGGGUAGCGCGUCUCCAAGAAGACGAAAGUAAUUCAGACCUAAAAAAUAAAGUAAAUGAAGCUGAACAGGAAAUAGUAGCUAUAGGACGUUCCCAAAAAUUAGUGGUGGAUAGACUGCGAAGAGAAUUAGAAUUGUAUCAACAAAGACUUAGAGCAAAAAAUAAACAAGUCAGUAUAGAAAAAGACAAUCAUUAUAUUGCUCAACAGCUGCGUGAUCAUCAAUUACAAUAUAGAAAUAGGAGUCGAACAACAUCUCUCCUCAAACCCUCGGUGCUUAAUGAGAUUCAAAUAAAAACUGAAAACACUAAUGAAGAUCUUAAUGUGUCAGAACCAGAAAAUGAAACAAAGCUACUUGACCAUGACCAUAUAAACAAUGAUGAUGUGAACUGUAAAGAAAGUUUUGUGAAAAAUUUUCCACAAUUGCAAAAUUUAGUUCACAGUGAAAACAGCAAUUUUGAAAAUGCACUGAAUAAAGUGAAGGAAGUUUUUCUGGGAACAAAAUUUGACGACAAUGACUGGCCGGAUAGAACAGAUUCAGAUUCUUCAGGAAUUAGUGAACCAUCACUGGUCUCUUCACCACCCCCAUUACCUCAACCCGGUGAACCAGUCUCUAAAGAAAUAUUCAUGAGGGCACUUGGAUUGGUGACGCCUUCACAAAAGGAGUUAAUGGAGAAAAGAUUAAAUGAAUGUCGUAAGAGAUCGACGAGUGCCAAUAGAAGUGAUUUUGUAUACGGCAGUUUUGAUAUGAUUUCUAAGCGUAAGAAACUAAACCAUUUUCCAUACCUGCAAAACCACAACGAUCCGCCCCAGACCCGUUCAGCGAAACUAAGGAAACAGAAUCAGAGCAAAUCAUCGCGGGAAGGCUCGCCAUCAAGUUCCACAGAUAUUAAAUCUUGGGGCAACAAACCACCAUGGCUAUCAACGCUCCCCACUGGAUUGUCAGUAGAGCCUGUAUUUUCUACGAAGAAAGUAUGCCAUGGUUGUGGGAGAAAUGAUGUGCCGUCCCUGCUGGUUUGGUGUAGCGCGUGCUCCGUGUGGCAGCACACGGGGUGCGGGGCGGGAGGGCGCUGUGCGGGGUGCCGUGCCCCUCUGCCCGAGCCCACCGCCGCCCCCUCGCCGCACGCGCCUCACGGUCACAAACAGCUCUAUUCAGAUAAGUUAGCUGAACGCAAGCGCCUUCAAGAACGGAACAUAGAGCUCUGCGUGGAACUGCGUAAACUGGAAGCUCGCGCUGCUUCACUGAAGGAAAACCUCGACGAGCACAACGCAGAGAAGAGACAGCUUCUGGCCGACCAGAUCAAGACGCAGAGGAACCUCCAGAAAUUGCUGGACUUCAUCAGCCAGUUCAAGGAGACGUCGGUCAGUGUCAGCGAAUCGGGGAGUGAAGUCAGCAAGAGUAAUGAGGAAUAGAUAUUGUGGUGCCAGUGUUGAGUAUUAUAAGAUUUGUUGAUUACAUUUAAGUUAUUACGAUUCGAAUAUCAAUUGUACUUUAUUUUGUCAAGUUUUUGAAAUUAGAAUUUUAUUUAAGUUUUAAAUGUUUUAGACGUAGGGAAAUUACGAACGAGCUAAUACUAUAGACAAACAAUUUUGCCUUCAAAUUCAUCCAUUGGAAACGAAAGGUCAAAAGUCAAGCUGGUUUUUAUAUAAUAUGUAUUUAUUUAAGACGUUAUUUGGAUAUCUAAUGACUUGCUGAUUGCACUUUUUUUAAACAAAAGUACACUUCAGCUUUUUCCUUCACACCUUUCACAAUGAAAGAGACGAAAGAAUAUUUUAGUUAAGGGCCAUUAUACUUUUUUAUAAAUAAGGGUUAGUUGUUUUAUGAAUUGAAUCGGAUAUAUACAGAAAAUGACCAAUAUUAAAAAUGUUAUGUGGGUACUUCAAAAACUGAAGAUUAUUUCACGUGUUUUUUUUUUAUAAAAUCUGAAGUACCUGCAAUAACUAUAAGUUACCAAUUAUUGUCUACCCUCAGUCUACAUUUUAUAAAAAAUAUGCUAAUCAAUGCCACAUUCCCCUCGAGAGCCUUACACACUUGCUCGGAGAGGAUGUGUGCUAUUUUUGAAACAGAGUUCUAUAGUAUUGCUUUUGGUUAUCAAGUUAUUGUUACUAAUACGCCUUUAUAUAACGUGGAAAAGAAAACUUUGUGUUUGUUGGUUACGAUAUUUUACAAGGAAAUUUUUGCCGCGCGCCACCGCUAUGUUGAAUCAGCUGCCCACUGAAGUACUUCCGAAUCAAUUCGACUAAGGGUCCUUCAAGAAAAGAGCGUACUGAUUCUUCAUAGGCCGGCAACGCACUCGCGAGUCCUCUGGCAUUGAGA
Messenger RNA from Pieris brassicae (large cabbage white), 2595 nucleotides. RefSeq lists its product as uncharacterized. The transcript has 13 exons. Lineage: Eukaryota; Metazoa; Arthropoda; Insecta; Lepidoptera; Pieridae. The record is from RefSeq and is a predicted model, not a curated record. Bases 201 to 1691 code for a protein of 496 amino acids.